AUGGAUUAUAACAAGAAAAGGAUGGCAGAUAUUGAUCCUGUAUAUGAUAGUGAUUCUUCUACUGAAAAUGCAAUCAAUACUGUUGGUAAUAUACCUAUGGAAUGGUAUGAUGAUUAUCCACACAUCGGUUAUGAUAUUGGUGGGGAAAAAAUUAUGAAACCUGCUAGAGGUGAUGAAUUGGAUAACUUUUUGGAUAAUAUGGAAGACCCUGAUACAUGGUUAUCUGUCAAAGAUGUUUUAUCACAACAAGAUGUUAAAUUGACUGAUGAGGAGUUGGAGAUUAUUCGUCGAAUUCAAAUGGGCGAAUUUCCAGACCCCAAUUAUGAUCCAUAUGAACCAACUGUAGAAUGGUUUACCAGUAAACCUGAAAUAAUGCCUUUAAGUGCAACUCCAGAGCCCAAAAGACGGUUUAUUCCUUCAAAAUGGGAAGCAAAACGUAUCAUGAAAAUAGUACGUGCCAUUCGUCAAGGACGUAUAGUUCCAGGGAAAACACCAGUUCAAAAGCCUCGUUUUUAUGACUUGUGGAACGAUAAUGAUAAACCACGUGAAGACCAUCCAAUGCAUCUUCCUGCACCCAAAACACAAUUACCUGAACAUGAUGAAAGUUAUAAUCCACCAGCCGAAUAUUUGUUGUCAGAAAAAGAAAGGGAGAAUUGGAAUAAUACUGACGCAGAUGAUAGGGAGAAAAAUUAUAUGCCCCAAAAAUAUCAAAACCUUAGAUCUGUUCCUUCUUACAAUCGGUUCAUCCAAGAAAGAUUCAAUAGAUGUCUUGAUUUAUAUUUAGCUCCACGUAUGAGAAGGAAUAAGCUUAAUAUCGAUCCAGAGUCAUUAAUUCCAAAACUUCCAAAUCCUAAAGAUUUGCAACCAUUCCCAAAAUCAUUAACCAUUUCUUAUGAUGCUCAUACUGGAUAUGUUCGUACGUUUUCAAUUGAUCCAACAGGAUUAUGGAUGGUUUCAGGUUCAGAUGAUAAAACUGUUAGGAUAUGGGAAAUAAUUACAGGUCGUUGUGUCAAAAUAUGGCACUUAGAAGAUGUUGUACAUUCAGUUGCAUGGUGCCCUAAUAAAGAUAUUAAAUGUUUAGCGGUAUCAUAUACAAGCAAAAUUUUAAUUAUUUCACCAACUGACAUCUUUGACAAAGAAACAACAGAAUUUACUGUCAAAAGUAUUAUAUUGGGAUUUGAUAGUCUUCAACAAAACGAUGAAAAAAGGAACAUUGUUGAAUGGAUUAAACCAGCUGAAAAAAAUCAUAAUAAGGAAUUUCUGGCUAUUAUCCAUCAUUCGCACAACAAGACCAUAAAACAGAUUAAUUGGCAUCGUAAAGGAGAUUAUUUUUUCUCUGUGGCACCAGAUGCUGGAAAUCAGGGUGUCAUUAUUCAUCAUCUUUCAAAACAUCAAAGUCAGCAACCAUUCCAAAAAAUUAAAGGAAUAGUUCAAUGUGCAUCUUUUCAUCCAAUUAAACCAUUGUUUCUUAUAGCGACCCAAAGAUUUGUUCGAGUUUAUGAUUUAUUGAAACAGGAAUUAAUCAAAUCAUUACAAUCUGACUCGAAAUGGAUAUCAAGUUUAGAUAUUCAUCCAAUGGGAGAUAAUCUAAUUGUUGGAAGUUAUGAUAAACGUUUGUGUUGGUUUCAUUCAAAGGCCAUUCGUAAUGUAACUUUUCAUAAACGAUUGCCACUUUUUGCUUCAUGUAGCGAUGAUGGUAAUAUUCAAAUUUUUCAUGGAAUGGUAUAUAAUGAUUUACUCCAAAACCCAUUGAUCGUACCAGUAAAAAUUUUAAAAAACGGACAUCAAACGGUUAACAAUUUAGGCGUUUUGUGUUGUGAAUUUCAUCCCACUCAGCCGUGGAUAAUAUCUUCAGGAGCAGAUCAUUCAUUAAAACUCUGGUCAUGA
Messenger RNA from Entrophospora sp. SA101, 1887 nucleotides. NCBI's taxonomy places the organism in Eukaryota, Fungi, Glomeromycota, Glomeromycetes, Entrophosporales, Entrophosporaceae. The record is from the annotation of a GenBank genome assembly.